AUGCUUGUGGCGAAAGUAGACCAGAACGAAGUACACCAACUCGUAGACGCUUUUAAAUCUGAAGGCUCAUUCGAUAAACUGAGGCGAAAAAUUUUCGCCACAAUUGCUGCUACUGAUCGUUACCAAAAAGUGGCAUUAAAUGCUGAGGAUAUUGUUGACGAUUUACUAAAGAGGUCUGCACCAGAUCUUACAAAAAAUAAAGCACUCGAUAUACUCAGGAAGAAGCUUUUUGCUCUUUACAGUACGCAGUAUGGCAUUAUGAUCACUGAGGGAUUGGAUGCCGGUGAAACAUUAUGUAGUUUACUAGAAGAGAUCGGUCAUUAUGUUGAUUCGUUUCUUGGACUAACAAAAAAGGAACUGCUUGAAAAUGUUCAGUCGCAGCAGCCUGUCGAAGAUCAUGAAGUUUGUGAUAUGGAAAUAGAUUCGGAUUCCGAGCAAAGCCCUCAAAUGAGUUCAACCAAGGAGACUCCUUUAUCUGAUAUAGCUCUUCCACCAACUACUUGUCCAAAUUCAAAUUCCUUUAUAAUGUCAUCUUCUCCUGCAGCGCUUACUAAGAUGCCAUCCGUUUCGAGCACCAGUAACUCAUACAGAAACUGUAAUUCUAUAGCCAACAUCACUUACGCUGAAUCGACAAAUGAGAUAAUAACUGCUAGAUCGAAAUCACUGCUCAGACAUUCUGCAAGUGGAGAUAUUGAAGCUUCAUUUACCUCAUACCAAGCACAAAAAAUCGUUACGAAAAAAUUUUACUCGAACUCGAGCGAAGCAAUGGCAUCCAAGCGUUACAUGGCAUCGGCUGUGCAGUAUCGUAGAAGGCGUCGGCGCAAAGCUUGUAACGGAGAUUUUGUAUACUAUUGA
Messenger RNA from Cercopithifilaria johnstoni, 855 nucleotides. Lineage: Eukaryota; Metazoa; Nematoda; Chromadorea; Rhabditida; Onchocercidae. The record is from the annotation of a GenBank genome assembly.